UGGAGAACGAGUGGAAAGAAUAAUGGAAAACCUAGACCAAGAGUUCGUCAGGAUGAGGCAGGCCCGCAGAAGGACAGUCAGUGACGCAUCGGCUGCGAGCACUAGCUUUGGGGGUGCAGUGGCAUUUCAGCUCCCUGCCCAAGCCAGUCAGGUUAACGUAAAUGAAGCAGUUGUCGACGGUGACCGUGAUGCAUUUCAGCUUGAUUCAGGAAUGCACAGUACAACAGGAGAACAUCAGAGCAAAAAGCGUCGCCUGUUCCUGAAGUCCCAGGCUCCAAAGGAAGACUGUGCACCAGCUUGGUUCCACGAAUAUGUGAACCGUAGAGAACGUCAGUGGGAGAGACGGCUAGCUCUAGAGGAGCAGAGACAUAAUCAGAUUGUUCAGCUACUCACCCAGAAGAAUGAACUCCUAGGAAAACUGACAGGGAUCUUGGAGAAAAUGGGUUCGCAGAGCAAUUUUGUGAAGAUUGCCCCCAAGCCUCCUGCUGUCAUUGCGAAUCCCAUCCGAGCCAGACGCAUUGUGUCCAGCAAUGGCACCACAAUGUUUGUGCCCAUUGCCCCUUCUGUCUCCAAUAAAGAUGCGACUCCCCAGGAAGACUCGCAGAAGGGGAGCACUUGAUGGAUUUUUUUUUUCGUUUUCUUUAAUUUGAGGUUAGAAGACAUAGAUAUUUAAUGACAAGAGGAGGAGGAAGUGAUCACUGAUAGGAAAUACACUGAGUUUUUAUGUGUAUUGACUAAUUAAUAUUAUGGCUGAGAUGUGUAUGCAAGUGAUUUGUCAUUUAAUUCAAGAGGUUAAGGAUAAGCCUUCAAGAUUGUUGUAAUAAUGAUAAAAGUGAAAAAGAUCAUAAUUUGUAUGAUAAGAGUUAGGUCAAUAAUUUGAAAGAACAUUUCUGUGGGGAAAAGGUGUGGCAUAUGUUCAAAUACAUGUGUAUCUUUGCACAUGUAUAUGAGUGAAUGAGUAAGUGAGUGAGUGAGAGUGGGAGUGAGAGUGAGAGUGAGAGUGAGAGUGAGAGUGAGAGUGAGAGUGAGAGUGAGAGUGAGAGUGAGGAGUGGAGA
Penaeus vannamei (Pacific white shrimp) is the source of this 1056-nucleotide messenger RNA. The record is from RefSeq and is a predicted model, not a curated record. NCBI's taxonomy places the organism in Eukaryota, Metazoa, Arthropoda, Malacostraca, Decapoda, Penaeidae.